CUUCAACUCGACACAUCGCAUCAGUACUUAAUCACCAAACGUUGCGCCUCGUUCUUUUAACGUACAAUAUUCACAUCCUCUGUUCAAGAAAAGGACAUACUAUUGUUUGCCAUGGAGAAGAGCGAAAAACAGGCCGCCGCUCAACAGGCGGUAGACAUUCUUCAUGAGAUUUCCACCAUCCUGAACUGUCAGUUGGACCGCAGAACGCUAUCCAUCUGCAUUUCCAUGAUUGAAAAUGGCGUAAAGCCUGAAGCGCUGGCUAUGAUCGGCGGGGAGAGGGUUUUAGUCGGUUCUUCGAAGCGUGAACCGUUAAAUGAGGAAGACGACCAAGAGCAGAUGGAUAUCGACUUAACUUCCGACGGUAUAGAUCAGCGUUAUCUGGCCGCGCCGAACGACACCAUCUCGCGGUACCAUCUAAAUCUCACUGUCUACACUCUUCGAUGGGUGAUUAUGGGGUUCAAGGAACUGAAGACAAGAUAUCCACCAUUGUGCCUCUCUGACAGCAAGAUGGACCAGAUUGCGGCGGACUUGAUUCGCCGACUACACGUGCUGUUGAGAAGGGAGGAGCUCAGCUCCGAAAUGAGUCGUGGUCGCAGGGCAUCAAGAAACCUCACAGAAACCGGGAGAAACGGCGGUUUGCCGUUGGGAUUGAGAAGAGCCAGGAGGGCCCAAAGCGCACCGGACCGGACAGAGAGGAUCAAGUUUUACCAGGAGAUGCUGCGAUUCGUGAGACAGCGACCCAUGAUCUCGAUGUCGUUGCAGCCAAGCCCCACGGAAAGUUGGGACCAUGAUCGCUUCUCAACAGACUGGAACCAGAGGGGAGAAGAGGAGGAAACGAAUGAUGCAAUGGAACUCUACGAAACAUACGGAGAGGAGGUGAACCAAGACUCGCAAGAGGAGGAACAACAGGCACCGGUGGAAACGGAGGUUAUAGAAGUCUGCAAAACAGGAGAUGGCGAGGAAAACGUCAAAGAUGAUUCGGAACAAGAACAGGCACCGGUGGUGACAACGGAGGUCAUUGAAGUACAACCAUCCAGUGGAAGCAACAGCUCCGACGACAACGAAUGA
Messenger RNA from Neurospora tetrasperma FGSC 2508, 1068 nucleotides. RefSeq lists its product as uncharacterized. Gene Ontology annotation, cellular component: centrosome; interphase microtubule organizing center; spindle. The coding region runs from base 112 to 1068 and encodes 318 amino acids. The record is from RefSeq and is a predicted model, not a curated record. Lineage: Eukaryota; Fungi; Ascomycota; Sordariomycetes; Sordariales; Sordariaceae. The transcript is spliced from 3 exons. Gene Ontology annotation, biological process: mitotic spindle assembly; gamma-tubulin complex localization; microtubule nucleation by interphase microtubule organizing center.